UCGCCUCCUAUCAGCUAUCGUCGUGCUCCAGCUAGUGCCAUUCCUCUCCUCCAGCCUCGUAUCACGUUGCCCCCUUUCUUCUCCUCGGCAGCCGAACAUUUUCUCCUUUGCCCCAGUGACGCGGCCAGAUCUCCAAACAUUAAUAUUGUGAUCGCUUUUUACCCCAAGGUCGAUCCAGCAUGUACCGUCCGUGCAUACCAAAGUCGGCUGUUUUUUUUUUACGGGUCCAAAAUCUAUCAUGACGCGCUUUGCAUGCGUCCGCGCGCCAAACCGUGCGAAAAAUGUCACCGAUCGAAGAACCACCGUGCCGUCAGUACCUAGGUAGCGUUGCCUGCCUGAUGUCUCGGGCAGUGCGAGAAUAGUAAGAAAAUCCGUCGGGCACGACAUGAAAGCACAACAGCACAGCCCGCACACCCAGCCUCCAACAAAGCGGAACCACGAAAACUGAUGGCCGCUAAGCCGAGAUUAAGUUUCCGUCACCAUACCGAGUCUUCUCCAGUGGUCCAAAAGUACAUACCCGCCACGCACAAGGACAUCGUUGCCACAUCAGUUCAACUGCUAGUGUCGAAACUUCCGGGUACUUCACUAAACCGGCGACCGUCCAGAGUUGCUGCUAGAACACUCAAGAUUCGAGACCGAUCUGGUCAUACCAGCCAAGUAGCGUCAAGCAAUAUCUGA
Molecule: messenger RNA, 678 nt
Organism: Periconia digitata
Lineage: Eukaryota; Fungi; Ascomycota; Dothideomycetes; Pleosporales; Periconiaceae
Source: the annotation of a GenBank genome assembly